This is a messenger RNA of Xenopus laevis (African clawed frog), 1106 nucleotides long. Its product is annotated as ileal sodium/bile acid cotransporter. The transcript has 6 exons. The record is from RefSeq and is a predicted model, not a curated record. Bases 7 to 1035 code for a protein of 342 amino acids. Lineage: Eukaryota; Metazoa; Chordata; Amphibia; Anura; Pipidae.
CCUAAAAUGGAGGAGUCCUGUCCAACAAAUGCCACUAUUUGCAAUGGUGCCUCUUGUCUACAGCCUGUUGACAAUUUCAAUUACAUACUUGGUAUUACCCUAAGUACUGUGAUUACAACCUUAUUGGCACUAGUCAUGUUUUCCCUGGGCUGCAGUGUGGAAUUUCAGAAAUUUUGGGGUCAUAUUAGGCAUCCCUGGGGAAUAGUUGUAGGAUUUCUUUGUCAGUUUGGAAUAAUGCCACUUGCAGGUUUUGUGCUAUCCCUUGUGUUCAAUAUUCUGCCUAUUCAGGCUGUUGUGGUCCUUAUCAUGGGCUGCUGUCCAGGAGGAACAGGUUCCAAUAUCUUGACAUACUGGAUAGACGGUGAUAUGGAUUUAAGUUUAAGUAUGACAACCUGCUCCACACUGCUUGCAUUGGGUAUGAUGCCUUUGUGCCUCUUUGUGUACACCAAAAAAUGGGUUGACUCAAGUGCCAUCAUAAUUCCUUAUGACAGUAUAGGGAUUUCCUUGGCAACUCUAGUUAUUCCUGUUGCAGUAGGGAUGUUUGUUAAUUAUAAGUGGCCUGAAAAGGCAAAGAAAAUACUUAAGGUUGGUUCAAUUGUGGGAGGAAUUCUCAUAGUGCUGGUCGCUGUGAUUGGUGGAGUUCUCUACAGGGGAUCCUGGACAAUUGAUCCAAAGCUGUGGAUUUUAGGGACGAUAUUUCCUGCCAUUGGCUAUACAGUGGGGUUUGCAUUAGCUUACAUAUCCAAUUUGACUCCAAGCAGAAGUCGCACAGUGGCUCUCGAAACAGGGAUGCAAAACACCCAGCUUUGUUCCACUAUUGUACAACUAUCGUUUCCACCGGAACAGCUUGGUCUGAUUUUUACAUUCCCACUUAUCUACAGUAUUUUCCAACUCCUGAUAGCACUUGUACUUCUAGCAGGUUACAGAAUAUAUUUAAGAACUUGUGGAAAAAAACCAGAGCAAGAAAACACAGUUGAGUCACCCUACGCUGUAACAAACGGUGGAUUUAAUCUAGAUGAGAAAUCAACAAAGUGAGAUAGCAAUAUACCAUCCUGGGUGCAAAACUGACAGUGGAAGAAGAAGGAAUUGAAUAGCAGGAGAGAGCA